CUCUCUGAUUGGUCAGUGGCGGGCAGGAAUGAGCCAGGCACACUCCAAACCGGGCUGAUAAGAUAAAGCGUGCCAAGGGGGCACACGCUGUAUUGAUCAGGAAAUCCCCAUUGUCUCAGGCCGGUAUAUAUAGGAGCUCAAAGGCGGUCGUGUGCCUGACGCAAAGCCUUCACUCUGCUGCACUUGAGAGGAGGCUGCUCCGCAUCCCCAAGGGGUCAGAAGACAAGGGAACCAAUUUGGCUGGGUUCUUGCAACAGUGCUACUCCCUCAGCGCCAGCUUCACCCCCAGGGGAUCCAGGAUGUCUCCCAAGACCGAUUGCUCUCCUGGUGCACAGGUGAACAGUGAGGGAGAGCAGUACUACGGUGUGUCUGACGAUGAAGGCUCCGCUUCCUCCCUUGGCACUGGCAGCCUGCCUUCCUCUCCCAACCCUUCCCUGACUCGGCUGCAGGCAGGAGGCUGCCCUGCAGACGAGGGGCCCUCUCCGGAGUGCCCGCAGAAGAAACAGAAGGCCAGAAGGGGACGCACAAAAGCCAAAAGCGAAGUGGUGCUGACGAAGCAGAAGAGGAACCGCAGGAUGAAAGCCAACGACAGGGAGAGGAACCGCAUGCACAACCUCAACUCCGCCCUGGAUGCUCUUCGCAGCGUCCUCCCCACCUUCCCCGACGACGCCAAGCUCACCAAGAUUGAGACGCUUAGGUUUGCCCAUAACUACAUCUGGGCACUGACCGAAACCCUGCGGAUGGCCGACCACAGCCUCCUGAGUGUGGGGCAGCAGGAGCUGGCCAGGGAGCCUUUCCGGCAGCCCCCUACCACCGCCUGCCUGCUGGAGCUGACCAGUCCCGGCAGCAUCUCGCCUUGUGAAUGGGACUCGCUGUACUCUCCAGUCUCCCAGACUGGCAGCCUGAGCCCCACUGACUCCCUGGAGGAAGGGCGCUCUUACCAGGCUGCGGACGCCCCGGCCUGCCUCAGGCACAGCCCUCAUGCCUUCCCAGAGUUUGUCUGAGGCCAGGACUGUGUUUUGGGGACUUUCCCCCCUUCGCUCUUUCUUUCCCUUGACUUGUUUGCAGCUGCAAACACAAAAACGAUGCACGGAUGGUCAAACCAUGAGCCUCUUUGGACACGCGCUGCCUCCAGGCCCCAGGAGAGGAGAACGAUCUUUGAAGUGACUCUCUGAAAGCAGCUUUUCCCGCUUUGCCUUAAAACUUAAUGGGGAUCAACCCAAUGGAUAUGCACUUUCCAGGGCUCCUGCUAGAGCCGGAGCACGUAGGGUGCGCUAGGAACUCUGAGUGUUUAGAGAGGGUUACUUUUUUUCUUUUUGUAAUUGGGGAACCUCUCGCUCACGUAUGGGCGGUUUGGGUGUAUGUGAUCAAUAUUUCACCGGUUGGUAAGUUUCAGACAAAGUUCUUUUUGAUGUAAGAUGGUAGCACGUCUUUAAAAAUCAAAUUUUUGUACUUGGAAAUGGUAAAUUAUAUUAAUUUUUUCACUGUUGAUAUUUAUUGAUUAUAUUUCAUAACGAAUAUAUAUUUUGUACAUAAGAUUAUUUUUGGCACCGGUUUAAAUGAUUGUACUAAACAGGUUUGGUGGUGUUAAUUAAA
Molecule: messenger RNA, 1596 nt
Organism: Chrysemys picta bellii (western painted turtle)
Lineage: Eukaryota; Metazoa; Chordata; Testudines; Emydidae
Gene: NEUROG3
Product: neurogenin 3
Biological process (GO): positive regulation of transcription by RNA polymerase II; sensory organ development; axon development
Cellular component (GO): nucleus
Molecular function (GO): protein dimerization activity; E-box binding; DNA-binding transcription factor activity, RNA polymerase II-specific
Source: RefSeq, a predicted model, not a curated record